GAAUACACUUCCGGGGCGGUGCAGCAAUGGCGGCGACCGUGCGGGUGCAGAGCGACUGGCACCAGGUGCUGAGGAGGAACGAGGGCGAGGCCUGGCUGAGCUGCAGGAGCCCGGGGAAAUCUACUUUGUAUGGUAGCCUGACAUGUCAGGGAGUAGGGUCAGAUGGGAUUCCAGAGAUCUCAGCCUCUGAGGGUUUUGUUGUAAGCGAAAUAACCAAGAAGAGUAUACUCAUUUCCUGCCCUCAUGAAAAUGCCUCCACAAAGUUUUUGGCACCAUACACUUCUUUUUGCAGAAUUCAUCAGAAAAGUGUCACCUGCAUUGAUAUCUCCAGUGGCGGAGGGCUUGGCGUGUCUACCAGCACUGAUGGGACCAUGAAAAUCUGGCAGGCUGCUAAUGGAGAGAUAAGAAGACAGUUGGAAGGCCAUGUGUAUGAUGUGAAUUGUUGCAGGUUCUUCCCAUCGGGCCUUGUGGUUCUGAGCGGGGGAAUGGAUGCCCAGCUAAAGAUCUGGUCGGUGGAAGAUGCCAGCUGCGCAGUAACCUUUAAAGGUCACAGAGGAGGAAUCUUGGACACAGCCAUCGUGGAUCGGGGGAGAAAUGUCCUUUCCAGCUCUAGAGAUGGCACUGCUCGCCUCUGGGAUUGUGGGAAGUCUGCUUGCCUAGGAGUGAUUGCUGACUGUGGUUCUCCUGUCAAUGGCAUUGCUGUGGGUGUUGCUGACAAUUCUCUCAACUUGGGCACGCCAGAGAUAGCCCCCAGUGAGCGAGAAAUUGGCACAGAAGACAAAAUCCUGCUGUUGGCUCGGGAAGACAAGAAGCUCCAAGGUGUGGGAUUACAGAGCAGGCAGCCGGUGUUUCUCUUUGUUGGCUCUGAUGCCUUCAACUGCUGCACAUUCCUCUCAAGCGUUUAUCUGCUGGCAGGGACUCAGGAUGGAAACAUAUAUCAACUGGAUAUGAGAAACACAACGGCUCCAGUUCAGGUCAUUCACAGAUCAGGAGCACCGGUGCUUUCCCUGCUGCCUUACAGAGAUGGAUUCAUUGCCAGCCAAGGUGACGGAACAUGUUUCAUUCUUCAGCAGGAUCUGGAUUACACCAUUGAUCUCACGGAAGCUGACUGCGACCCUGUGUACAAGGUUGCUGCAUGUGAAAAAGAGAUCUACACGUGCUGUCGAGAUGGGAUAGUGAGGAGAUACCAGCUCUCCAACUGCUGACCUUUCGGGUUAAGGAAAACAGAGGAACUAAGAACCCAACCCAUGUGUCAAAGUAGCAUUUUCACACAAACAAGCAGCGCCACCCUCCUGCAACCAUGCCGCACAUCCAAAAUGCCUCCUGGCUUCAAGAACGUCAGGAUAAAACUCUAAGCAUAGGGCAGUCCAUAGAGUUCUCGAGGAUGGGUGUUGUGCUGCUUAUUACACACAGUGUUUAGACUGUAUUUCCCAGUACGUGGCCCCGAAGUGCAAGACCCUUUUCUACCCACAGUAUAUUUCUGUUCAAUGGGUAAUGGUUAUUUCUAUGAGAAAAUGACCUGGGGUUGGGCCUCAGGCCCUGGGGUAUUCAAUCAGGCAGUAUGAUUGAAACAAAAGGAGUGACUUUGGAUAACAA
Molecule: messenger RNA, 1596 nt
Organism: Alligator mississippiensis (American alligator)
Lineage: Eukaryota; Metazoa; Chordata; Crocodylia; Alligatoridae
Gene: PAAF1
Product: proteasomal ATPase associated factor 1
Exons: 12
Coding region: 27-1205 (392 amino acids)
Molecular function (GO): protein binding
Source: RefSeq, a predicted model, not a curated record